Molecule: messenger RNA, 10561 nt
Organism: Procambarus clarkii (red swamp crayfish)
Lineage: Eukaryota; Metazoa; Arthropoda; Malacostraca; Decapoda; Cambaridae
Source: RefSeq, a predicted model, not a curated record
GCGUGUCAACAGAGGCCGGGGGCUGGAGGAAGGCAGCUCUUGUGUUGCUGUAACUUCUCCAGUGUCUUGUGUGUGUCGUGGCCAGCAGGAGAGCCAUAGCAGUGGCUGCCACUACCACACACACACCACCACAGCUUAUCUUAUGACCACACUGCACGACGCUGGCGCCCUGGCUGCUGACCACUUCUCACUGAAGCAAUGGUGUCUUACUGUUAGCUUGAUCGACGACCACCUAGGCCAGGCUAGUCUUCUGAGCUCGUCGUCUUGUUUUCAUAAUUACUUACGACACCAACUGAGCUUUUCAAGGAUGCAACCAACAAUAGUUAACUAACUCUCAGACCGUUGACAGUGGUAGAAGUUGUAUGGUGAGCGACCAAUGAGAAACUGAAACGAGGUAUGUCGCGCUGGAAAAAGAAAUCCUAUGAUGGCAUUCACAGUUACGUAGAGCAAGUAGAGGACGUUUUGUUGAGUGAGAGUUCAUGGUCGACAACUGACUCCGAGUGUUCAGGUUGCAUCCACUUAAGUAGGGACGGUAAUCUGCACAGUGAAGGUUGUAGUACCUCAGGACUUGAACUGGCAACUCUUUCUCCUAUACAGACAUUGGACAACAGCUGUGUAUGGGAUCUCCAUGGAAAUGCAAAUUACAUUCAGAGUGCCAGCAGUCAUUGUGUACUGGGGGGAGGACUGAAGGCCUCCGUUGACUGCUCUCCCACACACUUAACCUCUGGUAUAAGGGGCGGUAUGUUACAGCAACUCUCACUCCUCGCAGCUGGUGGCCAACCUUGGCAUCACAACAUAUGUACUGCUCAUUCUCGACGCUUUGCCUAUGCUGCAACACUUGCCAUUUAUGUGUAUGAGGUUGAGACAGGAAGUAAUCAAUGGCAGUUGUGUAGCAUCUUGGCUGACCACCGCAAGACCAUAACCUGUCUUGAUUGGCACCCUUGUAGUGAUGACCUCCUCGCUAGUGCAUCCUUGGAUCAAAGAGUUUGUGUAUGGAGUGUGGGAAGACAGUGUGUACUGCACGCAGUCAGCAUCUGCCGAGUCCCUACUGUCGUUGCAUGGUGCACAGGACACAGGGAUCUUCUUUCAUUCUCCACUCAAAGUGGCCCAAUUCAGUUGUGGGACUAUACCGAUAACAGUGAGCCUUAUCCUGUCCGUGAAGAUUAUGGCUAUACGCACCGGAUUGUCACUUAUCGCUGGCAUCCCACUGUUCCAGGAAGGCUCGUCAUUGGCCAUGAUGAUGGAAAGCUUACUGUGUAUAAAGAAGAUGUCGGGAAGACGCAUUACUCUGCUUUUCCCGAGGGUGGAGAGGACAAUGAAGAUCACACUCUUGUUACCCUUGAGUGGGACACUUGCUCACCAGACUACAUCCUGGUGGCUUAUAGAGCAGGUGCCCUCUGGCUUGUCGACGUUAAUGCUAUGAGGAUAAUCACCAAGUAUAUCAUGCCAAUUUCGGCAAGUGUGAAUACGUUGGCAUGGCUUCCCGACGCUCCAGGGAUGUUUGUUACCGGAGAUGCUGAGAAAGGUAUUCUCCGUGUUUGGACAGUCAAUAAAUCAACACCUAUAGAAAAUAAUGUUUUAAAAGACACUGGGUUUCACGUUCUCUGUGCUACAAGAGCUAAAAAUACAAAUGUACCUAGAAACACUCAUCAAGAUCAAAUUAAUGAUCUUUCUGGUGAUAAGAAGGGGCUCAUGAUCCCUAAUGUGUUGGUUGUUACACUGUUUAAGGACGGAGGAGUUGGUCUCUACCACCUUAGAAGAAAGCAGUGGAUUUUCAAUCGAGAGCAUGGCCACACAGAAACCAUAUUUGACUGCAGCUUUAAACCUGAGGAUAGUGACCUAUUGGCUACUGGCUCUUUUGAUGGAUCUAUUAAAAUUUGGAAAAUAGACACGAUGGAAACAGUAGACACACUUCCCAACUGUAAUACCAUCAUAUACACACUGUCUUGGGCACCAGCUGAUCUUAACUGUAUAGUAGCAGGUACUUCUGGGGGAGAGGUCUUCAUCUGGGAUGUUGGUAAACAUAAGAUCCUGCAAGGAAUACGUUCACACAAAGACAAAAAAGUGUUUUGUGUGGCAUGGAAUCAUAAGGAUGCCAGAAGGAUAGCAUCAGCAGGUGAAUCAGGUUACUGCUAUAUCCACCAAGUGAGUGGGACACUUUUACAAGACUACCGUCACCCUGGCCCUGUUUAUGGCUGUGAUUGGCGUGAUGCUGAUAUAUUGGCUACAGGCUGUGAGGAUGGGAAGAUACGAAUUUAUAAUGUAACCAAAAAUAGAAGAGAACCUGUAACAGAGCUGAAAGCUCAUCUGAAAAAAGUGUUUCGUGUGAAGUGGAACCCUGUGUAUGAUGAUAUCCUGUGUAGUGGCAGUGAUGACUCAUCAGUCAGAAUAUGGUCGUAUUCUAAAGCACAAUGUAUAACAAUCCUGGUUGGCCAUUCGGACAAUGUACGCGGUCUGGCUUGGUGUCCUGAGGUUCCCUUCCUGCUCAUUUCUGGUUCGUGGGAUCGCACGAUAAGGGUGUGGGAUGCACGUCACGCUACCUGCCUUGAUGUUGCUCUGGACCAUGGAGCUGAUGUCUACGGACUGAGCAUCCACCCUGUACGUCCAUUUCUACUAGCGUCCUGCUCAAGGGAUUCCACAUUGCGGCUUUGGUCAUUGGCCUCAUUUGUGAUGCCACUCCAGCUUAAAGUUUUAGCAGGAAAACCCAUUGAUGAAAUUAUUGAGAACAGUGAACAAAAGAACUUUUCCAGUGGCCUCCACUUAUGUGGCCUGAGAGCAGACCACCUCCAGACUGCCUUACAAAAAGCAGACAUCUCCCACCGACCCAACAAGAGACUGAAGUUAUUCGCUGAUCUCUUCUGUGGUGAUGUACGAAUAAGGAACUUGUGGGAUCUGGUGUCUGUGCUACAAGGACACACUGACAUCUCGCAGCUUUCACCGAACUAUACUCAGUCCAUAAUGCAUCAUUCUCACCUCAUCAAGUGUUCACUGGCUGUGGCAGCAGAGCAAGAAAUGGAUGUUAAUCGUGGCCAGGGUGUGUCCAGCCGCAAGCACUCGCUGGCAGAGAAUCAAGAGCAUCUGGCUGAAUCAUACCUCAGAUGUGGGGCUCUUCAGCAGUACUGUGAGUUGAUGACCAGACUCCACCAAUGGGACCAUGCUCUUGCCCUAGCACCAGCUGUUUCUGUGGAUUAUUGGCGCAAACUGAUGGCCAGGCAUGCAGAGCAGCUUUUGAGUGAUGAUAACGAAGCGUGUGUCCCGUACCUCUUGGCCACUCGUGAUGCAGAUAAACUCAUCAAUUUUCACAUUGGCCGAGGCCACCUUGACAAAGCAUUCUCAGAGUGUGUGGCACUGAGUAAAAUUGGCAGAAGCAGUCGGAAAGGGCCCCCACCUGAGGUUCCACACAGAGUGUCGGCUGCAGAGAUAAACGGGGCUCACGUUCAGGAGAGAACAGUGGAGUGUGCUCAUUUAGUGGCAGAGUGGCACCUACUUCAUGGUUCACCAAUAAUUGCUGCAUGUGCCUUGUUGGCUGUGGAUGAUGUUAAGAGUGCACUUUCACUGCUUCUACGUGGCCACGAGUUGGAGCUUGUAGUUGCUGUAGGUCGUUUGCUAGGCUUUGAGACUCCAAAGCCAGAAAAUGCAAGUAAGACUGAUACUACAGAAAUGAAGGGUCUGGUGGAAACAUCAUUACGUUACCUCACUUACCGUGCCAUUCGACUUUCACUGUGGGAGCUUGCCAUUGAUCUCACCAAGACUCUGCCUGAGGGAACAGAUAAAACCAUUCUACAAGCUGAGGUGUUGUUGUCAUUUAUGGGUGGGCACGAGGAGCAAGAAGCGUUAUAUGCUUACGCAGGAUUCCCACCAUCUGCAGAUUGUCCAGAGAAAGCUAUUGGUUCAGUGCUUGAUCAAGUGCUUUAUUUGUUGCUCUCACCACAACCACACAAGGGGCUUUCUAAAGGCCUAGAAUUUUUACAAGAUCAGCUGAUUGGCGGGAAUCUUGAUCGACCAAGUGUGUGGUAUGUUCUUCGUCUGGUUCAGGCUGUCCCUCUUAUCCAAACUGAUGGAAAAUGGGUGAUUCGAAACGACCAGCGAGGAGAACUACUUGCUGUUUCUGCAUACCUUGGGGCAGUGAAAGCUGCUGUAUUAGAAUAUGGCCCUAUUGUUCUACAUCUUUUGAGUCAUGCAAGUUAUAUCCUAGAGAAGCAUAGGCCAUCGAGCUGUGAGUUUCUUGCCGACCACAUAUCUGCAGCAAAAGCUAAGUGGGAUGAAGGAGAUUGUGACUGGGGUAUCGACAGCAGCAAAAAUCCUGAGAUUUGGAGUGACGUUGGCAUUACAAGAGUUAGCGGGUCUCAUCUGCCCCGCCAUUCUGACUCUCAAAUUUGCUGCAUAACUAACAAGAUGAUAAAGGGUCCCAGUUACUUUCUGGAAAAUGGAGAGUCCGUGAUGGGCCAGAACGAUGCACUCAUGUGGGCAAAAGUCCACCCGUAUUCACCUCUUGGCACCGGCCACCGACUUAAUCCAUUUUGAGCUACAUUUUAAAAAAAACUGCACGCUGUUUUUAGUAUAAAAUUAAUAAGCCAAACAAACUGAAAUGAUCUUGUCAUUUUUCUCACCGAGAUCAGGAAGGUAACAUGACAGCACUUUCCACUUGCUACAGACAUAUGCCAAGUUCAAUGUUGUACUGCUAUAAAGACAUAAUGAUAAUUUUUAAACAAUAUAAUGACUAGUUAUAUUGUUAAGGGGUAACAUUUUGUAAUUUUAUAAGCAUUUUGCACAUUUUUAUUCUGCAAGAUUAAUUGCUAUUAUUAAUAGAGCUCUUAUAUUCCACUUAUGGCUUGUCUAGUUGUCACAAAUAGUAGGUAAUAGUUCUGUUAUGAAUGAUCUAGUUGACAACCAUUCACAGAUGGUAGCUACAAUGUGUAGUGGUUUUACAAACCAUUGAGAAAAUUACUGAAAUAAUUUUAUUAAUAUUUGUUUGCUCAUAAAUAAAUAUAUAUACAGUGGAACCUCGAGUGAUGAGCGGCUCCAGUUAUGAGCAUUUCGAGUAACGAGCGAGUGACUCGCAGAAAAUGUGUCUCGACCGAUGAGCGUUCCCGCUGGUUCUCGGACAUCUUCGACGACAAUUUUGUUGUUGUUGUUUCACAAGACGAGUUUUCCACAUGACGAGCUCGGUGCCGGAAUGGUUUAAACUCGUUAAUCUAGGUGCCACUAUCUAUCUAUAUAUACUAUACACUAUAGUAUAUAAUCUAGGUGCCACUCUAUCUAUACACUAUACUCAAGGUGAGAUUCAUUCACUUAUCUUCAUAAAUGUUACAGCAGCCAACAGGUGCAUUGUUUGAUAUAAUUUUGUCGAAAACAAAAAAUAGUCUUUUAAAGCAAAGGAAUUAACUUAAAGCUGAAAUAAAGGGGCUCUUAAAUUUUGAAACUCAAGCAGACAUUGAUGGCAAUAAGGAAUUUAUUCUUUUAUUACUAACUUUAGUAUUUUCCUGAUGUUAAAUAAUGGUUUGAAGUGCCAAAUAAUAUGCAUAACGAAAUGCUAAAAUGCCUGUCUUCAAAAGCAUUAGAAUAACUAAUCGACAUUUUUCAUUUGUAGAAACUUUUAUGUGAACGAAAAUUUACCAUUAUUUGUAGUACCGUCAAAAACUGGAAAAUCAGGACUAGAACCAGCAAUCUACAGGUCUAGUGUCCUAAGAAGGUUCAUGUGUAAAUAUUAGUGACAGAUACGUCCCUGAUGGGGUUUUGGGAGUUCUUCUUCUCCCAGAGUCCGGCCCAAGGCCAGGCUCGAUUUGUGAGAGCUUUGCCCAACAAUCUGUUGCUUGGAGCGGUCCGCAGGCCCACAUAUCCACCACAGCCCAGUUGGUCUGUAUUGGUAGAUAAACACCUACCUUCAGUGGUACAAUACUUAGAAAUCAGAUAUAUUAUUAGUAUAUAUAGCUCAAUAUGGUCACAUAUAUUACUGCCGAACUAAGAUUUAGCACGACUCGUGCCCUUCAGUGGUUCAUGGUGACAGCCUUAAUAGCAUGAACUUUUAAGACAGACAAAUUACAAAUAUUUUAAAGUGUUAUUUUAGCUACUGUAUUUAAAAGUUUUAUAAUAUUAGUAUUGCCUUAGUCUGAUGAUAUCCAAAGAUUAUAGGGUUUUUCUACACUGUUUUAAACACACAUCCCUCAUUGCCUUAAUUCACUGUAAUAAUAUUAGUUUGAUAUCAGUUAUUAUUGAUGUUUUUUUACUGCACACAUUAUCAAAGAUACAUGAGAAGUAAUUUAAUUCAGCUUCAAUGUGUGUACUGCACACACAGAGACUACUUACAAAUGCCAGUAUUUUAUUCUAAGUACUGUACUAGUAAGACUACUACCAUACAUUUUGAGUACAGUAGUAGUAAGACUAGAAUACUACAGUUCCCUGGCUGUACAUAGUCAGAUAUAUAAAACCCUUGUUCAUAAUUUCUGUCACAAAUAUUGGUAGGAGUAAUAAAUUACUACUAGUUGCAACCUAAUGAUGAAGACCACAAACAUUCCUAACUUUAUCUAUUAAGUCACAGGGAACCCUUAGUCCAGUAUUCACAAUUCUGAAGUUAUGCAACCUUUUUUUUUCUUUAAUAUUCAGUUUUAAGAUUACUGCAUUUGUGUAAUGCUUUUAAAAGUAUAUUGUAUGCAAAUAUAAUCAAACCUCAUUAUGAAGCCUGUGUAAUAAGUCCCACACAUUACAUAGCAAGGUCAUAAAUUAUUUUACAAUAAUUGAUUAUUAAAGUAAUUAGGCCUAUCAUUAGAUAAUACAUAAUAUAAUAAAAUGAAGUUGUAUACAUGAGGAUAAAACAAGUGACUGUCUUUAGGAAGGAGAAACAGGACUAAAUUGUUAAGGGCAUAAUAUUACUUAUUAAGAGAAAAACAUGAGGUCAUAACAAUUUAUUCCAGACCAGUUGUUUUUCCGACCAAUUAGCAGCACCAUAAUCUGUGCAUGGCAAGAUCUCUGCUUCUGUCACCUGGAUGGUCUGCAGUAACACGUUUACAAGCCAUUGUAAAUUAGUUGAUUUCUAUGAAUGACUUUUGCAUGCUGCUUUUCACUGCUGUUGUCUGAAAUUAUAAUAGAAUGUAUAAUAAUUAUUUAAAAAUUGUAAUAUAAUUUGUAAUUACUGUACUGUAAUACAGUAAUACAAUUUUGUUGUUGGGAGGAGAGGUUAUUUGGUAUCUCUUAUCAAAAACUGUUUCCCUGCUCUUAGGAAGUAGUAACAACUAUUAUUAAGGCAAUUAUAAGUGAUUUCCUGUUCGCAAAUAGAAGCAUCACAAAUAUCGACAAAGAAAUCACACUAUAGGGUAUACUGUAUAAGCAAAUUAAUAAAGUCAACAGCUGGCUGUUGUAGAUUAUCAUGUUCAAAUUAUGUAUAUGGUGAAGGUUUGAUGUUGAUCACUUGAAUAUGAUCCACGAUAACAUGAUUAAUACCAUGCGUGAUCAUCUGUGGAUCAACCAAAUGUGAUUACCUUGUUAAUGUCCUGGUAGAGGAUUCUGAGUUGUCCUCACUGAUUUUGUUCGAAGUUGUUGUGCCUUGUAGUUUAUAGUGAUCCCUCCAGUAAGUCCCUCCAUGAAUAUGUUACAUGUUAUUUACAAUGUACAUCAUCAAAUGUUAUGGAUCUUCCCAGUGGGCAAAACAUGCUAGAGUGGCGCUGACUCAAAAUUGUUUGCCCAACAUGUCCUCACUGGGUUUAUGGAACAAAUAUUGUUGAGCUUGUUGAGCAUUGCCAAGAGUUUAAAAUCACAAGAAUAACAGUUAUUGUUUUGCUAAAUAUAUGAUAUUUGAAGUAGACGUUUCACAUGGGCCUAGUUGUCAACUUAUGAGCUUUCAUAAGUAUUAUUUUGUGCAUAAUGAAGUGAAGCUUCCAGGGCACGUUAUUGUAAUAUGCCUUACAUGGCUUUAUUCUUUAUUUAGAAAAUGCAAAUAAUAAUUAACAAUAUAGUAACUGCACUAGGUUUACAAAUAACAAUGCUGUAGCUAGGGCCAUAUUUUAUAUUAAGAAUUUAUAUUACAUAGUUUCAGUUAUAUUUCUUAAAAGUAGUGUUUGAUUUUUUUUAUAUAUUGACUGGGCUUGUAAAUACAAUAUGUACAGUAUAUAGCAUUUGAACAUCCAGAAUUUGGCAUCUUCAUGAAUAAUUUUACAUGCUGAAAAAUGAAGCAAAUGGGAAUAUUGGAGACAUGAUACAGAUGUGUAUCAUCAUGAGGAAGUUUGCUAUCAUGUGUGUCAUAGUGAGGAAGCCUGCUAUCAUGUGUAUCAUCGUGAGGAAGCCUGCUAUCAUGUGUGUCAUAGUGAGGAACACAAGUGGGAUGUUAGUGGAGAGGAAAACGGAGAAAGGAAAUACCAGUACUGUACAAAGACAGACGACUUAGACUUGUAACUCGGCCAGGCAGGUGUUAAGUGUAGAAAUUGUUUUUUGUUGUUAAACCAAAAAAUUGAAUUUAUAAAGAAUAAGUUUUAAUGAUGUAAUUUAUACAAGUGUGUGUAAUAAAAAUAAAAAUUUUAGAAUUAUUUUUUUUUUAAUUGCACUUGACAUUGUCACCUUUUAUAGAUAUGAUAGAUGAGAAUAUAGCAUACUACUGUAUUGCUAAUCUUAUUCAGUAAUUAGGAACUUCAUUACCAGUGCAGUUUUACAUAGUGUUUAAAAAAAGGGAAACAGAAAACACAUAAGCAAAAUACUGUACAGUAUAUGGUAGAAAUUUUGAUGUAAUUUUACAAGAUAAUGUUAAAGAUUAUUUGAAAAGAGAUUGUAAAUGUUAGUAUUUUGGCUGUUGAUAAUAGUUAAUAGAAACCAUGUCAGUACAGCUUGAUGGACAUGGUAAGAUAUAUGCCCGGCAUAUAAGCAGACUAAGCAAAUGUAAAAUCUAAUGACAUUCCUGUUUGCUUUUCAGUUUUAUAAUGUAUCACUUAUAUCUUAAAUUGAAUACACUGUACUCUCAAUACUGUAUUGUUGAAUAAAUUGAUUAAUGUUGUAAUGGGGGGGAGGGCCAAAACAUUUCAUGCUUGGGGCUCUCUGGGAAUUAAUCUCACUACUAUUAGUAAGAUUGUAUGGCAUUUUCAGAAGAAUCUUUCAGAAUAUUCACACAUUUUUUAAUUUUAAAUUUUAGUAACUUACUGUAUUAGUCUGUUUAAAUUUAAAUGAUCUUAGAUGACCUAAUAGUGAACAGUACUCGAUCUACAUUAACAAUUUAAUAAUUGGUAAGUAGUGGAUAUUUUGCCCAAAACAAAUUUUAAUAUAGUAUAGUAUAGUCAUUUUGCUGCAACUGCUAAUAUUGGAUGAAAUGUAUUGUUUAUUAUUGCAAUACAUCUGUUGCAGUCUAUACCAAAGUACUGUAGUGUAGUUGUCAAGUGACCUGUGUCACAAAAACUGUACCUUCAGUAAGGACAUUUUGACUUAUCCAAACUUGAGCUAACUUGGGCUAAUAAAAAGGUUGAAGAUGUAUGCUUCUUCAGACUUAUGAUCAUUGGCAUCAAUAGGUUAGGUGCAACAGUGUAGGUUGGUUCUCUUGUGUUAAUAAAAAGUGUAAAAAUUGAACAUUUGUCUAAUCAUGGGAAAGAACUGAAAAUUUAAGCAAACAAAUGCAUAUUUUUGAAAGAGUUGUUUAGAAAUUUUAUAAGAAUUCAGGAAAGUUAAAAUAUUCAAAAUAACAAAAUAGUUUUUGUGAGCAUACAUCCUUAUAGUGAGUGUUUGGUGAUCCACAGUGGAGCAUAUUCCUAUUUAACCUAAAGCUUGUGUAAUAUGAAGCAUUGUUGCACUGCACAUAUUAACUUCCCAGUGAACAGGUUUAGCUACAAAGAUUUUUGAAACUUUGUGAUGGGACAAGUCUCAUGUCAUCAAGUGUCACAGUGGUCCCAUGUUGUCAAGUGUCAGAGCUGUGAAUUGGAAUCCAAGAACAGUAAUGCAAAUAGAAUAUGAAAGCUUCACACAUUGCAUUAUAUUUACAAAAAAAAUCUUUGUAAAUUAAUAAAUUAUUUAAAUCACAUGGAGAGUAGGUCCAUGCACAUUCUUGUGUUCAGUUCCAAAAAUGUACAAGUUUAUGGUACAGUUUUGUCAUGUGGGUUACCAUAGUCGGAGUCAGAAAGUCUGUUGAGCUUAUCUAGGUCUCUAGUCUAGCUACUGACUCUCCCCAGGAUGCAACCUUCAACACCUGCCUAACUCCUGGGUACCAAUUUACUGCUAGGUGAACAGAGGCUUCGGGUGAAAGGAAACAUUGCCCAAACACUUCUAUCCUGCACGAGAAUUGAAUUGCAGACCUUUCAGUUGUGACCUGACUGCACUGAUCUCUGCAUCAAAGAACCAAAUAACCCUUAACUUCACUGUUUAUAUGUAUACAUCUUGCUUGAAGCAGGAAGCUUGGGGUUCCUCUAGCUAAGAAUAAGAUUGUCCAUGUGGUCAUCUACCUUAGUGUUUUGCCUUAACAUGGUUGAGUGAUAUCUGCUGCACUCUGCCAUUAGCAAUACACAUGAUAAGUUUGUUUGCAAAAAUGUUAAUGUGAACAGCUUAUGUAGCCUUCGUUUUGCAUACUGUAUUUGCAAAAUAAAACAAUUAUCAACUU